AUGACUUGCGACUGGAUCCUGGCAGCUGCUCAACUGGGCAACGCACGACAGCGGCGGCUGGCUGCCCAGAGACGAUCGAGCAUCCCACAGAAGAAGAAGAAAACCGACCAAGCGCGCUCUCCCCGUGACAGUCUGAUCGACAAGGGAGCGCCCGGCCCGGCUCCCUCCCAGUCCCGACUCUCCGGGACGCCCCGGCGCCCUCGAAGCCCUGUUUCAUCCCAGAGCAUUCGCGCUUGUCGGUUGCUGGCCACUGCAGGCAACAAUGUCGUGCCCCGCCCGGCAAAAAUCGGGAGCGUCCAACUCUGCCGCUUCGCUCAACAGAGCCUCCCAGCAAGCCCGGCUGGCCCACUCAUGUCUCACAGACACGGGGGCUCGGGCGGCCGAGAGCCGGCCAGACUGCAGCUAGCCUCGCGGAUUGGUCGAGCAGGUGGUUCAGCCGGCCAGUCUUACAACCGGGAGCUCGAACCGACGACACUCUCGGGUGCUUGUGCUGACGUGGUAGUAGUGACGCCAAGCAAGCGAGGAGAAGAGCGAUGGGGGUGGCUCCCCGGCGAGCCGGCCGGAGGGCGUACCAGCUUGUCCGGGAGGAUUCCUGCUCGGAAGCCGGUACGGCCGAGCCUGCCCAAUAUGCAUUCACUUUUUGAGAGGUCCAUUUCUGUAGUAUUGGUCGAUGGUCCACCGACGGCAAUCACCACCAUCAUACCUUCCGGCUUGUCUCGCAUCCCUUGA
Puccinia triticina is the source of this 729-nucleotide messenger RNA. RefSeq lists its product as uncharacterized. The record is from RefSeq and is a predicted model, not a curated record. Bases 1 to 729 code for a protein of 242 amino acids. NCBI's taxonomy places the organism in Eukaryota, Fungi, Basidiomycota, Pucciniomycetes, Pucciniales, Pucciniaceae. The transcript has 3 exons.